Molecule: messenger RNA, 2048 nt
Organism: Oncorhynchus masou masou (cherry salmon)
Lineage: Eukaryota; Metazoa; Chordata; Actinopteri; Salmoniformes; Salmonidae
Product: NXPE family member 3-like
Exons: 7
Coding region: 102-1847 (581 amino acids)
Source: RefSeq, a predicted model, not a curated record
CAGCCUUCUGGUUUCAACCAGUGUGCCUGAAUGCACAUUUUGACUCGGGACCAUUCCUAAUCCAGGCCGUAGGCGAGGUCAAGGAUAGCAGGGUUCGGUACAUGAAUCGGGUUCUCGGUAGGUCCAGGUCCAAACGCCAACAGACAGGAGCCAUGUGGGAUUGUCAGUCGAAAUAUGUCUGCAUCUUCCUCCUGCUGGCUCUGUCAGGCCUCUUCUUCCUGUUCCGUAACAUCAACAUUCUGGAGUGGAAGCUCAACAGUACAUUGGACUUAAGCAGCAUCCACUCAGAGGGCUCUCCUCCUUGCCUCGAUCGCAAGCUGAGCUUCUUCUGUAGCCACCUGGUCCAGGAGCCCUCUACCGAGGAGGCUCUGGAAGAUUGUUCCCUCCUGGAGUCCAUCGCCGGGCCAGAGCCUCUGCCCGUGACGACACCCCUGGACCAGACCAGUGACCCUGCACACAGUCUGUUUGCAAUCCUUACAGCAGGGGGAGGGAGAGAGAGGCACGUCGGGGACCAGCUAGAGGCUCUGGUCCUUAUGAACGAUUUCCAGGGGCGUCCCAAGAGCCGUGGCGGGGACUUCCUGCUGGCCCGGCUGCACUCCCCAGAGUUGGGGGCGGGCGUUGCAGGACAGGUACUAGACCACUUGAAUGGGACCUACUCUGCUAUUUUCCCGUUACUCUGGGAAGGGUCUGUAUGGGUGGAGGUGACACUGGUCCAUCCUAGCGAGGCAGUUUCUCUUCUACGGCGCUUACAAGAGGAACGGCUAAACUGGGUGCCUUCCAAGAGCCUGUUCCGUUCUGGAUUAUUGUCUGAGACCACCGAGUGUAACCUGUGUCUGCCCAACAACCAGCAGCCACUGUGCGAUUACACAGACCCCCGUACGGGGGAACCUUGGUUCUGCUACAAGCCCAAGACGCUGGCUUGUGACACGCGGAUCAACCACUUCAAGGCAGGCUCCCAGACAUAUCUGCAACAUCUGACCAGCAAAGAAGCGCUGCUCUUCCAGAGUGGCAUCAACAUCAACGUGCAUAUUCAUGCAACGGGGUCUGACAGCGUCACUGUGCUGCCAAAGGAGAAAGACAAACCAGAUGAGACCUAUCAGGACCCUCCCCUCCCCUCCAGGACCCCUCCCUCUGGGUAUUACUACCAAGGGUCAUGGCGGGCGCUGGAUGGUGUCGUAAUACGCCAGUUUAACGACCCCGCUGCCGUUAUUAAGUGUCUGAAGGGCAAGCAGGUGUACAUGUACGGAGACUCCACCGUUAGACAGUACUAUGACUACCUCACCAGCUUUGUGCCAGAGCUGAAGAAGUUCAACCUUAGAAGUCAUGUGAGAGCGGGGCCAUUCAUGGCAGAGAACAUCCCCAACAACAUCCUGUUGAAGUACCGCUGCCACGGCCCCCCCAUAUUCUGGCCCCCUCUCAGUGUCAGUCAGCUGCACUACGUAGCUAAUGAGCUGGACGGCCUGGCCGGUGGUUCAGACACUGUUGUCGUCAUCAGCGUUUCGACCCAUUUCAGCUUUUUCCCUCUGCAGGCCUACAUUCGCCGACUAAGACGUAUUCGAAGGGCGGUGGUUCGCCUUCUGAACCGAGCUCCGGGGACCGUAGUAGUUGUGCGCUCUGCCAACCUGGACCAAAGGAAGGACAACUUCAUCAACAGUGACUGGAUCUUGACCCAGCUGGACAGGGUGCUCAAGGCCAUGUUCAGGGGUCUGGAUGUGAUGCUGCUGGAUGCCUGGGAGAUGACCCUUGCCCACCACCUCCCCCACGAUCUUCACCCAGCCCCCCCCAUCAUCAAGAACAUGAUAAACACAAUCCUCUCUGGUGUCUGCCCCCUGUCAUCAAGAACAUGAUAAAUAUUGAAUAAUGUAGUAACCAACAAAGUGUCCUUCUUCUUAGUUGUCCGUGUCUCUUCGAUGACUUGUCAUGUAGUCUGGAGCAGAAGGUUCCCUUCGUUCUUUGUUCUGGAAGGUUCUGGUCCUUAAACGUUUUUGUAUUUCUUCUUCCUGAAAAGUCUGAUAAGACAAAAUAAAGUUUGGGCUGUUUUUACUUGA